This is a messenger RNA of Mya arenaria, 3226 nucleotides long. RefSeq lists its product as uncharacterized. The transcript has 8 exons. Bases 1564 to 2589 code for a protein of 341 amino acids. Lineage: Eukaryota; Metazoa; Mollusca; Bivalvia; Myida; Myidae. The record is from RefSeq and is a predicted model, not a curated record. Gene Ontology annotation, cellular component: neuron projection membrane. Gene Ontology annotation, biological process: synapse organization.
GUUAUGUGUGUUAUCAAACCAUGUUCAAUUUAAAACACUUAAAGCAAUGGUAUAAUACCUGUAUGCAUUAAACUUGGAUUUCUUUAAUAAGCAAGUGCUUGUAUAUCAUUGUAAUUUUAACGACAAAAUAAACAGUAUUUCUAGACUUAAUUUGUUUACAGUUUAUUGCAAAUUGUGAUAAUACUUGGAGGAACUGUGUUUCGUGGAUAACAGUGUAUUGUUUCACAACGGUGGUGUUUAAUGAAAAACUCAACAGACGGUGGCGUGCGCGCAUGGAAACCCGCUCAUUGAAAGACAAAUUGUGCUAUCCUGUCAACAGAUGCGGGGAAUUGAUCUUGGAGCCCAAACUGGCCCCUAGACGCGCGCUUACAGGGAAUUGGAACAUGAAUGUCGUCGCGAUAUAAUCCGAUAUUCGUUUUAAAUCCUUUUAAUGAUUCGAAUUGUUGAAUAAUUUAUUAUCUCAUUGUGAAUCAUAGAAUUUGUCAUCAGCAAAUGUGUUAGUUAUAGAAAUAAAACUUCAUUCCUCAGAACUUAAAUUGGAAGAAUUUGUUAGUUAAAAACCAAUUAAUGACGUUAUGAGUUAAUAUACAUAUCCUUGCACAUUAAACGCUUAUCAAGAUGGUGGUCUAGAUUAAAUCAUGAAAGCAUUAAGAAAAUUAUUGGAAAAAGUCGCCCAUGCCUAGAAAGUGUUAGAACCCAUCGUGUAUGCCUGAUUUCCCUGACAUUGGAUGGAAGCUACAGUAAUGGACAAGUCAGUGGAGAGUUUAAAGAGUGGAAAUCUAAUUGUUUCAAGAUAAUAAAGCAGCAAUUUGUACUUCGUUGAAAGAACGGAUAAUUGAUAAGCAUCCACUGAUAGAUAAUGAAACAACAUAUAAAAUGCAUUACAGUUGAGAAAAGGAAACAAUAACAGCCUUACUUAAAACACAAAUGCAGUUGUUGAUUAGUUUCAACAGAUAUUUUACUGUUUGCGGCGGUGAGGGGGAGAGGCUUUGUGAAGGACCUGGUUACAAAAUGAGAUGCAAGCUCUGGCACAGGAAUGUGGCUGGCGGGAGUUUGUGCUAUUAAGCAGGCAUAAACAUUCUCUAUUGUGGUUUAACGCGUCAGUAGCGUAAAGACACGGGCGUUUUACAUGUUAUAUAGUGUUUUGAACUCAGUAAAAAUGAGAUUAUAUGAAUAAGAACUAUCAAUAAGUUCAAUAUCAUUCUACAUUCGCUAGAACUUGGAUAUGUUUUUGUAGCUUCCUGGAUAAAACUCGAUGGGAAUUUCCGAAUACCGGAGACAAUAAUGCCGGUAAUCGUAAGGAUUUGUUCAAUAAAACAUUGAAACAUUUUGACAGUUAUAUUUGAAAGUUCUGAAGAUGUAAUAUCACAUUUGCCGAACAAUAUCGAUUAAAGCAUGGAAUAAAAAUUCGUCUAUCAUAAAUUCUAGUUUUAAUAACUGUGGAUGAAGGAAGUCUUGGAAAUACAUUGUCGUAAAAUGACAAAACUGGCAGUUUAAAUGUCUUGAUACUUGUAAAAGUGAUAUUACAAUGUGACAGUGUGGAUACUAACGGAUGGAACUAUUAUGUUUAUGGUGUGGAUUCCAGUUCCUUACAGGAUGAGACCGGGAACUCUCCUCCCUCUCUUCCUUAUAUGCAUUCUACAUGGUGGGGCAACGUACAAACUCCGGGAUGAGGCAGAUGACGGUGAACCAUACUUCCUCAAGUCCCCGACAAACAUUUCUGUCGUGGAGGGCGAAAUGGCCGUCCUUAAAUGCAUUAUUUCCAACCUGGGCCCGAAAAUGGUAAACGUGGUAGGCUACAUAUUGUCUUGUGUCUUACAGUAUAGCAAGGUGGUGUGGCGACGGAUGAACGAGGACUUCCCACUCACGAUCGGCAAGGUUACCUUCUCCCAGGUGGACGACAUGUCCGUGCAGCACACAGAGCUCACUGCUACCACAAGCGCCUGGGACCUCCUUAUCAAAAACGUGAAACCCAGCCAUGCCGGUCUGUACGAGUGCCAGGUCUCCGCCAACCAUCUUAUUGCUCAAUAUGUUACUCUCAAUGUUAUUGAAAAGUCUAGUAUGCAGCCAGGUAAAAAGUCUUCUAAGAUAUCAGGCGUUGCGACAUAUUCUGAGACAGGUACAAUACACGUUGUGCCAGAGUUACGCAUCAUCGGAAAUAACUACGUUAACAUGGGAAGUCUUCUGCACCUGAUCUGUAACGCGACAGGAGCCCUGCGGACCCCAGAGGCUGUGGACUGGUUCUACGAGGGAAACAGAAUAGACCAAUCAGAUAGCAGGUGGCAAGGGCGGGUGGAAAUACUCAAACAUGAAUCAUUCGAGGGGAGGUACUACGUCAGUGAGCUUAUAGUUGACAAGACUGACAUGGGUGAUAACGGUGACUAUGUCUGCCGGAGCUCUGAUUUAGCUGUCAACAGUGUCAAAGUGCACAUUCUAAAUGCGGUGAAAGAUAAUCUUACAAUCCGAGGUUCAGGAAAAGAUGCACAGAGUGAAUCAAUACGAACGAAUCCAGCAAGUUCUGCAUUUCCGGUUUAUAUUGAGCCACUUCCGGUGUUGACGUACGCAAUUAUAGCGCUUGUAUGGAGUUGAAAUAUGGAAACAGAAUAAGCGGUGAUAGAUUGUGCCUUCCCUCUCAUCCGUGAAUGUACAACUCAAUGUCUUGAUUUGCAAUUCUAAUUGUUAUCAGACUUAGUGAUGAGGAACGAAAUUGACUGUACAUUCAGGUAUCAAAGUGCAAAACGACUUUUACACACAUGUAGUGAAACCAUUUCGCGUUCGUGAAUAAAACAGAUUGAAUAAACUGAAUGUUAUGAGGUAACGUGUGGCAUAACUGUGAUCAUGGUCUGGCCAUGCUGUUGAACUAAUUUGUAAAUAUGUUGCUGUUCAUUCAUAGCAAUGAAGUUAUACGUACUGUUGCCACGUACUCUGAUAUUUAUUAUCUAUUAUACGUGUUGUUGCCACAUUUUCUUAUGACCAUUAUUCAUUCUUUGUAUUGAACAGUUAUAACAAAAUAAGAACCGGUAACAAUGUUCGAAUAUUUUCCUUAAAACAUUCGUUUCAUGUGAUAUUGUAUGUGAAAUUGUGCAAUAUCUUUGGGUUUCCUAGCAUUUCCAGUUCCAAUACCUCAAUCCACUCCUUCAUCAUUCGUGUCCUACGUAUAACUGUUUAUAUAUUAUAUAAUGAUUGUGGUAUGUCGUGGAAAUAAAUCAUUUUAUUUCAUUGAAAA